Fragaria vesca subsp. vesca is the source of this 740-nucleotide messenger RNA. Its product is annotated as 60S ribosomal protein L12-like. Gene Ontology annotation, biological process: translation. Gene Ontology annotation, molecular function: structural constituent of ribosome; large ribosomal subunit rRNA binding. The record is from RefSeq and is a predicted model, not a curated record. Gene Ontology annotation, cellular component: ribosome; cytosolic large ribosomal subunit. The transcript has a single exon. NCBI's taxonomy places the organism in Eukaryota, Viridiplantae, Streptophyta, Magnoliopsida, Rosales, Rosaceae. Bases 70 to 570 code for a protein of 166 amino acids.
UCCAUUUCCCAAACCCUCCACCCCCCACACUAUCCUUCGUUCAGAAACCCUAAGAGCUCAGUCUCCACAAUGCCGCCCAAGUUCGAUCCCUCUCAGGUCGUCGAGGUCUACGUCCGCGUCACCGGAGGUGAGGUCGGCGCCGCCAGUUCCCUCGCUCCCAAGAUCGGACCUCUCGGUCUCUCCCCAAAGAAGAUCGGAGAAGACAUCGCCAAGGAGACCGCCAAGGACUGGAAGGGCCUCCGCGUCACCGUCAAGCUCACCGUCCAGAACCGUCAGGCCAAGGUCUCCGUCGUCCCAUCCGCCGCCGCUCUCGUCAUCAAGGCCCUCAAGGAGCCCGAGCGUGACCGCAAGAAGACCAAGAACAUCAAGCACACCGGCAACAUCAGCCUCGAUGACGUCAUUGAGAUCGCGAAGAUCAUGAAGAACAGGUCCAUGGCCAAGGACCUGAGCGGCACCGUCAAGGAGAUUCUCGGCACUUGCGUCUCGGUGGGGUGCACGGUUGACGGCAAGGACCCUAAGGAUCUGCAACAGGAGAUUUCCGAUGGCGAUGUGGAAGUCCCCCUCGACUGAGCUCUGUGAUGUUCGUUUUUUCCUCUCCAAGUGUUUUCGUGUAUUUUGAUUUGGAUAAUUUUGUUUUGUUAAGAUGGUUUAAGGAUUUCGAUGCCCGAUUAUAACAUGCUGUGGAUGCUUUAGUAUAGUAUGGGUUCUGCAUUAUAUUUAUGGUUAAAUUGGGGCUUUAA